AUGAGUCGCAAAUAUCAAUUUAAGCAGGUCGAUGUGUUCACCAAGUCACCAUUUUCAGGUAAUCCUUUGGCAGUCGUCUUUGAUGCUGAUGACUUAGAGGUGUCAGAAAUGCAAAAGAUUACUGCAUGGACAAAUCUUUCAGAAGCAGUUUUCUUCCUCAAGAAGAGUGAUCCUAAAGCCGACUACAAAAUAAAGAUUUUCAGUCCUACAUAUGAAUUACCAUUUGCUGGUCACCCAACCUUAGGAGCAGCAUACCUGGCUAUAGAAAGCGGGAUCGUUGAUUUGGAUGAUAUUAUCGAAAAUAAAAACGGAACCAUGAUCCAGGAAUGUAAAAUUGGAUUGGUUGAAUUGAAAGUGACAAGACAUUCAAAGAUCGUCGAUGAACUUAAAGGAUUGGAUAUUUCCAUUGCCUUCAAAUCACCUACCCCAGAAUUUAUUGAAGUUAGUCCGGCUAGCCAAUUGGGUUUCUUGAAAGGUUUCAAUCUCAGCGAGUCCCAAGGUCUCAAGUUCUUGACCGUGAAAAUCGGGAUUACCUGGUGUAUCGCACAAUUUCCAAAUCCCGAGUUAUUGUUAAGCAUUGAGCCAAAUAUGGAUCAGAUAAAGAAAAUGUCUAUAGAAGAGAAUGUUGACGGUAUUACGUGUUUUGCCUUCUAUCCAGAUUCAAAGUCUUACGAGGUCAGAACCUUUGCACCAGCUGCAGACACUCCUGAAGAUCCAGUAUGUGGAAGUGGUAAUGCCGCAGUAUCAUGUUUUAUGAGUCACGUAUUGGGGUUGACAGGUGAAUUUUCCGGCAGACAAGGGAAGAUUUUAGGUAGAGAUGGACAAAUUGGGUUAACCGUCACUGAGAAUUCAAGCAAUAAUUAUGUUGCUGGCAAGGCGAUCACUGUGGUCAACGGAACAAUUGUUGCAUGA
Messenger RNA from Saccharomycopsis crataegensis, 912 nucleotides. It is a transcript of the gene YHI9, whose product is annotated as Yhi9p. The record is from RefSeq and is a predicted model, not a curated record. The coding region runs from base 1 to 912 and encodes 303 amino acids. The transcript has a single exon. Gene Ontology annotation, cellular component: cytoplasm. NCBI's taxonomy places the organism in Eukaryota, Fungi, Ascomycota, Saccharomycetes, Ascoideales, Saccharomycopsidaceae. Gene Ontology annotation, molecular function: isomerase activity. Gene Ontology annotation, biological process: biosynthetic process.